GUACUUCUCUCCAGAACAGACAACACAUAAUUAAGGAGAAACAAGACACAAAGAGAACUAUGAUGAGAUUAGCCAUUCUAGUCGUAGCACUUUUUGCUGGGCUACAAUCCACAGUUGCAGUGACUACACAUGUGGUCGGAGACACCAGAGGGUGGGUGGUUCCUGCUGAGGGCCCCAUCUUUUACGUUGCUUGGUCUGCCAGGCAAACAUUCAUCCUCGGAGACAUUCUGUAUUUUAACUUCACGACUGGAGCGGAAGAUGUAGCGAGAGUGACGGCGGAGGCUUUCUUGACCUGCAAUUCAACAAACCCCAUAUCUCUUGUGAAAACGGGGCCGGCGAACUUCAGCCUGAAUUCUACCGGAGAAUACUACUUCAUAGGCACCUUGGACAGGCACUGCUUGCAGGGUCAAAAGCUGGCAAUCAACGUCACCACAUCUCCAGGACCUACUCCCAGUCCUACUUCCAGAACUGUACCUGAAAACUAUACCGUCGGGGAUAGAAUGGGAUGGAUCGUCCCACCCCUUGGCGAAAUCGCGUACAUCACAUGGGCUUACGACAAGACUUUCAUCGUCGGAGACAGUCUAGUGUUCAACUUUUUCAACGGAUCAGAUGACGUCGCCGUGGUGACAAAGGACGUUUAUAACAGCUGCAACACAAGCACCAGUCUUGCCGUUUACAACAAUAGUCCGGCAGCUAUCACCCUGAAGACAACCGGCGAGCAUUACUUCACAAGCACCUACAACUACCACUGCGAGUUCGGUCAAAAACUAGCCAUUAACGUCACCGGCAGCAGCACCGGCUCUCCACCUUCCACCCCCGGCAGUCCAUCUUCCGGCGCCGCAGCAGGUCCCAACGCCGCUCUACCACCUGUCAGUGCGGCCCCGUCUAGGAUUCCCACUAGCUAUUUACUCAUCCUCUUUCCCAUUGCCAUGGCAGUCUUCUAGGAAUUAUAUUAUUACUCUUGAAUUUCUUGUUGUUUUGUGUAUGGUUGAAUUUGUUCUUUGUUAUUUUGUAUCUACAUAUUCAUCUGAUCACAUGUUAUACAUGUAUAAAUAAUAUGAGGGUGUACUCAUUCCAUUCAGAUUAUAUAUAGAUUCUAUUUUUGUA
This is a messenger RNA of Corylus avellana, 1107 nucleotides long. Its product is annotated as blue copper protein. Lineage: Eukaryota; Viridiplantae; Streptophyta; Magnoliopsida; Fagales; Betulaceae. Gene Ontology annotation, molecular function: electron transfer activity. The record is from RefSeq and is a predicted model, not a curated record. Gene Ontology annotation, cellular component: plasma membrane.